Messenger RNA from Diaporthe batatas, 3030 nucleotides. RefSeq lists its product as uncharacterized. NCBI's taxonomy places the organism in Eukaryota, Fungi, Ascomycota, Sordariomycetes, Diaporthales, Diaporthaceae. The record is from RefSeq and is a predicted model, not a curated record. Gene Ontology annotation, molecular function: protein kinase activity; ATP binding. The coding region runs from base 919 to 2517 and encodes 532 amino acids. Gene Ontology annotation, biological process: protein phosphorylation. The transcript has 4 exons.
CCUUGUCGGCCCCAGUUCUCGGGCUCUUGAGUCCUGAGCCCUGAAUUCUGCACUUGCCUUGUUGCCGUACCAUACCACCACAGUACACAGUAAUCCAAGACCCCGUCCUUGGCUGGGCCUGGUCAAACUGGAAAUACCCCCCUCCACCCAGACACAGAAAGACGCAACCGACAGUCGGACAACUAUCUUCUCUCUCUCUCCCUCUCGACACAUCUCUGCUCCAUAAUCAGGUUGGCUGUCGCUGUUGGGCCUCCAUUUGCAUCGCAAUUAUCAGCUGAGCCAUGCAGAGCUUAGUUGUCCCUGUUGUCCCCGUCGACCCUGAUAGCAACUUUUUGGCGCUCACUUCAUGCUCCCCGGCCUAAGCCACCGUCUGCCCGAUUCCCCGUCGACUGAGCAGAGCCGACGUUGCAUCAAAUAGCCAGCCCUGUACUCCAUAUCCCGACUCGACUCGACUCGACAGACACGACACGACCUCUCCCUUGCCCUUGCCCCAGCAAGCACCACCCAGCAGCACCAGCAUUCGCAUUGCGAGCUUUGGCCGAAAUCGACGCGUGGUCUCCUGGUCUCCUGCUCGUCCACCUCGCGUCUGAGGUCAUCGGCUGCCUCCUGCCUUGCUUUUCUGUUCUCUCUAUCUCUAUCUCUCUCAGACCAGGCCAGCCUGACCUGACCUGACGUACUUCCCCACGGGCACGGCUAGCAUUGAUCGUCUGAGCUUGUUUCCCCCCCUCCCCUAUUUUCCGUACCCUCGCAACGGGCUCAUUGCUUGCCCGGGAAAGCCUAAUCCACCGCCCACAAUCCGUCAUCCACCAUAUACACUAGGCACAGCCGCCUGUUGAUUCCACCUCGGCCGAACCUCCCGCCCUCACCGUCCAACAGGUGUCCGCCUCCACAGAGGCUCUGCUUGCGUCCCCCUGCCCCAUGAUGCAUGAGCAAGGGAACUCUAACGGCGACCCGGCCGCACAGCACAUGUCCAAUUCACAGGAUCCACAACCACCAAUGCUCUCCUCCCAGUCUCCAAAUCCCGUCCCCAUGAUGAACGCCCCAGCUCCUCUCCUCCGCCCCGCCAUACCAGGUGCAAGAGGUGGCGGCGCCCGCACGCCUCGCCUGGGACUCGCCAUACCCCCGUCUCCGAAUGUCAAGCCCGUCGGCGCCGGGCCCGGUCUCGGCCAGCCCUCCCGCCCGCCCCUGCCCAAGCUCAACCUUGCCACUCCAAUGGGCACAUCUGUCGCCCCUCAAGAACACCAACCUUCGCGUGGCUCUCAACCAGGCCACAGUGCCAGUGGCGGCAGCGAGAGCAGCGCUGCCCACAGCCGCACGGGCAGCUUCGGGCCGCUGGACGGCAGGGGCAGCAACCCCACCUCGGCCGGCUCGCAGUAUUCCGCCCUCUCCUUCGCCUCGCAAUAUGGCCUGGGCGGCGCAAAACCACAUGGCACUCCCGACCCCGUGAGCGCCGUGGGCUCUCUCUACUCAAACGCCAGCGAGGGUGGCGCCGGCAUGGAGCGCGAGGGCAGCAUGCACGGCUUAGAAGCCUCCUUCGAUAAAAUGAGCUUGGAGAAGGCGAGGACGCUGGACGCCGAGGACCUGGACGACGAGGGCUGGCGCAUCGUGAGCAUGGAGAACCGCAUCGUCGAGCUUGGUGGCCUCGGUGAGGGCGCCGGAGGUGCCGUCACGAGGUGCAAGCUCAAGGGAGGCAAGACCGUCUUUGCCCUCAAGGUCAUCACGACGAACCCAGAUCCUGAUGUGAAGAAGCAAAUCCUGCGGGAGAUCAAUUUCAACAAGGGCUGCGCGUCUGAGCACAUCUGCAGGUACUACGGCGGUUUCCUCGAGCCUUCUACUGCCACCAUCUCCAUUGCCAUGGAGUUCUGCGAGGGUGGAUCACUCGACAGCAUUUACAAGGAGGUCAAGCGUCUCGGCGGCCGGACAGGCGAGAAAGUCCUGGGCAAGAUCGCCGAGGGUGUUUUGCAAGGCCUGACCUACCUCGAGGCUAAGCGUAUCCUUCACCGAGACAUUAAGCCAUCUAACAUCCUCCUUUGCCGCAACGGUGAGGUAAAGCUGUGCGACUUCGGCGUGUCUGGGGAUUUUGGUACCAAGGGCGAGGCGAACACAUUCAUUGGCACAAGCUACUACAUGGCGCCGGAGCGGAUCACGGGUCAAACAUAUACUAUUACUUCGGACGUGUGGUCAACAGGCGUGACACUGCUCGAGGUUGCCCAACACCGCUUCCCAUUCCCGGCCGACGGCACAGAGAUGCAGCCUAGGGCCGGCUUGAUCGACCUGUUGACGUACAUCGUACAGCAGCCGAUCCCCAAGCUGAAGGACGAACCCGAAGCGGGCAUCUUUUGGAGUGACAAUUUCAAGCAUUUCAUUGAGAGCUGCCUAGAAAAGAACCCCAAGCGUCGCGGCAUGCCGUGGAAGAUGCUGGAGCACCCAUGGAUGACGGAGCUCAAGACGAAGCGCGUCAACAUGGGCAAAUACCUGUCCCAAGUAUGGGGCUGGGACGACAAGGGGUCAAAGUGAUGGAAAUCGCACCAGGAACAGAAGACCAUAUUGCAUACAGAAUCAGAGCAUCACAUUCUCAGCCGCAGCGAUGAGGAAAACUUUACCGAGAACUUUUAUCAACACAACGCCAUAUAGCACCGCAACGGCCGAUCGCACACUUCGAAUCGAUCAUACCAGGACGGUUAGCAUUGGAGCAUGUCGAAACCGCAUAGCGCGAGCGUCUAGCCCACAAGGCCAUACAUACAUAUCACACACUCACCGUCCACAGACACACAAAUCCACAUCUUGGUCAGGUCGGGAAUCACCAACAUGGAUCACAUUAAUCGCUGGGACAUUUGGGGUGAAAGGGGGUUGCCGCGAGGCAGAAGAUUGGUACAGUCUCGCACAACAAGCGAAGGAUACUGGAAGUGAGGCUCAGUCUUGGGUAGCCUUAGAGGCUUGAACAAAUCUUGAAAAUUCACGGAAGGCUAGGAGGGCCCACAGCACAGGGUUACGGAGUCACUAGUGGAAAUGGAAAGGGAUGUUCUCAAA